This is a messenger RNA of Cetraspora pellucida, 223 nucleotides long. The record is from the annotation of a GenBank genome assembly. Lineage: Eukaryota; Fungi; Glomeromycota; Glomeromycetes; Diversisporales; Gigasporaceae.
AUAUAAAGGAUCUGAAAAAAAACAAAAGGAAUUUUUAAAAUAUUUGAAAUUAUCAGCCGAUCAAGGAAAUGAGAAAGCAGAGUAUCAUUUAGGUAAAUUAUAUUUAAAGGGAAGUAUUGUAGAAGCUGAUCAAGAAAUUGGAUUAAGUUAUUUAAUGCUGGCAGCUUUGAAUGACCAUGUAAAAGCUCGAGAAUUUUUAAAUAGAAAAAACAUUGAUAUUUAA